Molecule: messenger RNA, 705 nt
Organism: Saccharomycodes ludwigii
Lineage: Eukaryota; Fungi; Ascomycota; Saccharomycetes; Saccharomycodales; Saccharomycodaceae
Gene: EFM4
Product: Efm4p
Exons: 1
Coding region: 1-705 (234 amino acids)
Biological process (GO): peptidyl-lysine monomethylation; peptidyl-lysine dimethylation
Cellular component (GO): cytoplasm
Molecular function (GO): protein-lysine N-methyltransferase activity
Source: RefSeq, a predicted model, not a curated record
AUGGAAGACACAACAAAGUUGAAUACCUCUAAACUAGGUACUAAAAAAUACUGGGAAGAUUUUUAUAGUUUGGAAAAAACAAAUUUUGAAUCAAAUCCAGAAGAUACCGGAGAAUGCUGGUUUAGUGAUAACGAUGCAGAGGAAAAAAUGAUCGAUUUUUUGAUGCAAAAUUUGGGAACACAUUCAAUCACUGAAAAAUCAACUAUUAUUGAUUUGGGUACAGGCAAUGGUCAUUUACUUUUUAGCCUAUACGAAGAAGGUUUUACCAAAGCUAAGCUGCAUGGAGUUGAUUAUUCUCAUGAAAGCAUCAAAUUUUCAAACAAAAUUUUAAGUGAAAAAUACCCGGAAGCUUUGGAUAAUAUUUCUUUUUCUCAAGUUGAUAUAUUCGACUCUGAGUGGAAACCACCAAGAUUUGAUAUUGUAUUGGAUAAAGGCACUUUAGAUGCAAUUGCUCUAAGUGGGCUGAAAUUAGCCAGUGGUAAAACUGUUGUUGAUGCUUAUCCAUCGGUAAUUGACAAAUUGUUGAAAGAUAAUGGUGUUUUUUUAAUUACUUCAUGUAAUUUCACUCAGAAAGAAUUGAUUAAAAUUGCAGAAUCAUGUGAAAACUUAAAACUGUGGAAAACUGUUAGUUAUCCAAUAUUUGAAUUUGGAGGUGUUAAAGGUACAACCAUUUGUACGGUUGCCUUUAUCAAACAAAAAAUAUAA